This is a messenger RNA of Lemur catta (Ring-tailed lemur), 1724 nucleotides long. RefSeq names its product Fc receptor-like protein 2. The record is from RefSeq and is a predicted model, not a curated record. The transcript is spliced from 12 exons. Gene Ontology annotation, biological process: cell surface receptor signaling pathway. Lineage: Eukaryota; Metazoa; Chordata; Mammalia; Primates; Lemuridae. Gene Ontology annotation, molecular function: transmembrane signaling receptor activity. The coding region runs from base 4 to 1530 and encodes 508 amino acids.
CUCAUGCUGCUGUGGUCAUUGCUCGUCAUCCUAGCUCCAGCCAGUGCACAGGCAGAUGGGCUGACUCUCCUGGCGCCCUCUUCUGUCUUUGAAGGAGACAGAAUAGUUCUGUCAUGCCAGGAAGAAAAGAAGCGGAAAAUAAAGACGAUUACUUACUACAAGGAUGAAACAGAGUUACUUUCUUUAAAAAAAUUCUCAAAUUUCCCUAUUCAAAGGGCAAAUUUUAGUGACAGUGGCAACUAUCACUGUACUGCUACUGUAGGACUCUGGUCAUGGAAAGAAACUUCACAAACAGUCAAUAUCAAAGUCCAAGAGCUGUUUCGACAUCCUGUGCUGACAGCCAGCUCCUUCCAGCCCACUGAGGGAGGUCCAUUGACCCUGACCUGUGAGACUCGGCUCCCUCCACAGAAGUCAGGGGUCCGGCUCCAGUUCCGCUUCUUCAGAGAUGACCAGGCCCUGGGAUCAGGCUGGAGCAGAUCCGCAGAGCUCCAUAUCCCUGCAAUGAAAACUGAAGACUCAGGGUCUUACCGGUGUGAGGCAGAGACUCUGAUGUCCAGGAUCAGAAAAUGGAGCCCCCAAUCCCAGAUUCAUGUGCAGAGAAUCCCCAUCUCUAAUGUAAGCUUGGAGACCCAGGUCCCCGGGGGACAGGUGAUUGAAGGAGGAAAGCUAGACCUGCUCUGCUCGGUGGCUGAGGGCACGGGAGACAUCACAUUCUCCUGGCACAGAGAGGCCACAGGACCCAGUCUGGGAAAGAAGACCCAGCGUUCUCUGACAGCAGAGCUGGACAUCCUGGCUGUGAGGGAGAGUGAUGCUGGUGGAUAUUACUGUACAGCUGACAAUGGCCAUGAGCCCAUCCAGAGCAAGCUGUUGAAUAUCCUUGUGAGAAUUCCAGUGUCCAGCCCUGUCCUCACCAUCACAGCUCCCAGGGCCCCGGCUAUGGUGGGGGACGUGGUGGAGCUCCACUGUGAGGCCCUGAGAGGCUCUCCUCCGAUCGUGUACCAGUUUUAUGAUAAGGAUGUCAGCCUGGGGAACAGCUCAGCCCCCUCUGGAGGAGGAGUGUCCUUCAACCUCUCUCUGACUGCAGAAUAUUCUGGAAAUUACUCUUGUGAGGCUGACAAUGGCCUAGGGGCCCAGCGCAGUGAGGUGGUGACACUCUCCAUCUCAGAGGCCGAUGGCUGUAGAGGAGACCUUGUCAUAGCCAGAGCUCUUGGGGGACUGUUUGGUGUCCUUGCUUUCACUGGUGGUGUUGUACUGUUUUAUCACUGGUCCCACAAGAUAUCAGGAAAAAGUUCUGCUACUAAUACACCCAGAGGUGUUUCCAGCCCAAACCCUCAAGCAUCCACCCAGCCCAGCCCACUCUUCGCCAUGGAGGACCUGCAGCCAGAGUAUGUCAAUGUGGGCUCUGUAGGUGUGGAUGUGAUUUAUUCCGAGGUCAUGGGCUUUCGGCAGCCAGAAGACUCAGCAAACACCAGAAGGCCAUCUCUGGAGAACAAGGACUCCCAAGUCAUCUACUCUUCUGUGAAGAAAUAACAGUUGGAGGAAUCAGAGAGAAGAUCAGCAACAAGGAAGGGCAUCACUAAGGCUUGCCAUAAAACUUAAUGAAAAUGCUCAAGGCUCAUCACUUGUCACAGCCAGAAUGUACUUCAGGGGCCACCUCAUGUCAUCAUUCUUGUUCUAACCAUGUUCCUUCCCUGAUAUCUUCUUUCACUCAUUAAAUAUUUUUG